Cylas formicarius (sweet potato weevil) is the source of this 1814-nucleotide messenger RNA. RefSeq names its product cytoplasmic polyadenylation element-binding protein 1 (gene orb). The record is from RefSeq and is a predicted model, not a curated record. Gene Ontology annotation, biological process: negative regulation of cytoplasmic translation. The coding region runs from base 204 to 1814 and encodes 536 amino acids. Gene Ontology annotation, cellular component: nucleus; synapse; cytoplasm. Gene Ontology annotation, molecular function: mRNA 3'-UTR binding; ribosome binding; translation factor activity, RNA binding. The transcript is spliced from 10 exons. Lineage: Eukaryota; Metazoa; Arthropoda; Insecta; Coleoptera; Brentidae.
UCAAGUCCGUCUCUGUGACCCUUUGGCCGGUCUGGAGCACGUGGACUCAACGUCCCUCUCCCCCAGAAUGCGCGUGCGGCGAUCUUCGGAUGCUGGCCGAGUCGGCUUCGCUUUAAUCAAAAUUUGUGUAUUUUUGCGUGCGAGUACCACGGUUUUUUUUUGCCCACGUUUUAUGGAAAUUCCGAUUUUUGUGGCGACGCGAGAUGCCGAGCAUCCACGGCGGGGGUCCCGCCUUAAUCCAUGAGCGCACAGCGAUCCAAAUGCUGCCCACUAUCCUACAGAAGCAUUCCAUUAAUUCUUUGCUUGACAAACACAUGUUGCCCGAAAUGCGCGGUGAACAACGGGAGGCGACCUCGGUCGCUGAUCUCUUCGGCUUAAACUCGCCCCGCGGACUCCUCAACUUCGGCAAUUCACAGUGGAGCCCCGGGAGCCCGCAAAGUGUCCAGUUAAAUGGCGACGACAUGAAGUUCCAAACGGGCACUUUGAACUACGCGAAUGCGCCGCCAGGUUUCAAAAAUCUAGAGAGAAACCCGUUGGGCAGCGCCGGCUCGAGCCCCGUCACCCCACCGGCCUUCCGUUCCAGAGCUCUGCGCGGCACGUCUUUAAGCGAUUCAUACGGCAGCAACAGUCCCGCGGUUCUGGAUUCGCCGUUCGUGAGCAAUACUUCCGAAUCGGAGUUUGGCGGGCACCAAGACGUAAAUCUGUCGGAUUUGCUGAAUUCGUUGACUUUAAAUGACAGUACGCCGAGGAAUUCGUCGGGCGGAUGUGACGACCAUGACGCAUCAAAUCCGCAAAACCUUCAGACGCUCAACGCGUUGAUGUGGCUGCAGCAGCAACCGCCCGCGUUGCUUAACUCGCUCCUGUUCGCCGCCUCCGGGCAAAACGGCGGCGGAGGCGUCCAGUCGCUUGACAAAUGGAACAACAACACGUCGGUUUUUAAUUCGCAGUCGGAGAGCUUCCAGUUGGACUGCGCCGCGCGGUUUCAUCGAUGCGCCGCUUCCGUCUACGAUGCGAUGUGCACGUGGAGCGGCAACCUACCGUUCCGCACCGACAAACCGAACGGCUUCUCGUGCAAAGUGUUCCUGGGGGGAGUGCCGUGGGACAUUUCCGAACAGUGCCUGGUCCAAACGUUCAAACCGUUCGGCCCCAUCAAGGUGGAGUGGCCCGGCAAAGAGAGGGACGCCUCCCAGCCCAGAGGCUACGUAUACAUCAUCUUCGAGUCGGAAAAGUCGGUCAAGGCGCUCCUUCAAAGCUCCACUAUGCAGGGCGGCAAUUGGUACUUCAAGCUCGGUUCGAAGCGGCUCAAGUACAAGGACGUGCAGGUGAUCCCGUGGUGCCUGAACGAGGCGAACUACACCAAGUCGGCGUCGCAGAAGCUUGACCCGAGCAAGACCGUGUUCGUCGGCGCGCUGCACGGCAUGAUCAACGCCCAAGGACUCGCCAAGGUCAUGAACGACCUGUUCGACGGCGUCGUCUACGCAGGCAUCGACACCGACAAGUACAGAUAUCCGAUCGGCUCGGGCAGGGUGAUGUUCAACAAUUACCGGUCUUACAUGAGGGCGGUGUCCGCUGCCUUCGUCGAGAUCCGGACGACCAAAUUUACGAAAAAGGUCCAAAUCGAUCCGUACCUGGAGGAUUCGCUGUGUACGGUGUGUGGCGUGCAACAGGGCCCGUAUUUCUGUCGCGACCUGCACUGCUAUCGAUACUUCUGCCGUUCCUGCUGGAACUGGCAACACUGCCUAGAGCUGCGCCACCACACGCCCAUGAGCAGGAACUCGAAGAACAAGCGGGUCGGCAACUUCAGCAUGAACUGA